Molecule: messenger RNA, 1769 nt
Organism: Papaver somniferum (opium poppy)
Lineage: Eukaryota; Viridiplantae; Streptophyta; Magnoliopsida; Ranunculales; Papaveraceae
Product: cytochrome P450 71A1-like
Exons: 2
Coding region: 107-1690 (527 amino acids)
Molecular function (GO): heme binding; oxidoreductase activity, acting on paired donors, with incorporation or reduction of molecular oxygen; monooxygenase activity
Source: RefSeq, a predicted model, not a curated record
UUAGAUCUGUAAGAACAAAAACCAAAGACUUAUCACAUCACAGUUCACACAUAGAAUCCAUGAAUUUUGUUUUCAGAGUUCUUUCUUCUUAAUAGUAUCCGGUGCUAUGGGUUUAUCAUCAAUCCUGCAACAAUUCUUAGAACAAGUUACUAUCAUGUUUCACCCAACCACAAUCUCUAUCUUAGCAAUAUUCUUCUUCUCUGGUAUCUUCUAUCUGCUAAGGAAGCAUAAUAAAAAAUCUAAUGAUGGGUCAAACAUAAAUCAGCUCAAACUACCACCUUCUCCACCAAAGAUACCGAUCAUCGGAAACAUUCAUCAACUGGGUCCUUUACUUCACCAAUCUUUUUACCAUCUGUCAAACAAGUAUGGUCCACUCAUGCUCUUAGCUUUGGGCAAAAGGUCUAUUCUUAUAGUUUCAUCCGCAGAGAUGGCAACUCAAAUUGUAAAGAACCAUGAUCUUAUUUUUGCAAAUAGGCUUACAGUAAAAGCUUCAAGAGUUAUCUUUUGUGCUGGAAACGAUAUAGCUCUAGCUCCAUACGGUGACUACUGGAGAAAAGUAAGAAAAUUUUGUGUUCUUGAAUUGCUGAGCAUAAAGAGAGUUCAGUCCUUCACGUUUAUAAGAGAAGAAGAAGUUGAUAAAGUUGUCAGCACGAUAACUCAAUCGUCUAAACAAAGAGACACCAUUAAUCUGAGUGAAAUAUUGUUCACUAUGUCAAACACCAUUAUCUUUAGGUGUUCACUGGGUGACAACUUUAACAAAGAACAUACUGACAGAUUCAUGGGGCUGAUAAGGAAAGCGGCGACAUUGUUGGAGUCUUUCAGUUUUGAAGAUAUCUUUCCUUUGCUUAAAUGGAUGGAUAAUCUAACUGGAUUUAAUGGGAAGCUCAGGAGAACCUCUCAAGAGCUAGAUGUUUUCUUUAAUCAAGUCAUUGAUGAUCACCUCCUCUCAAAAUCACAAGUAGACCAUAAAGACAAAGAUGAUAAGAGGAACCUCAUGGAUCUGCUUCUUCUCCAUGCUGCAAAAGAUAAUCUCGAUCUCACAAGAGAUAACAUCAAAGGAAUAAUAUUGGACAUGUUUAUUGGUGGAAGUGAUACUACUGCAACUUCCAUUGAAUGGACUAUGGCAGAGCUAAUAAAGAAUCCAGAGUUGAUGAAGAAAGCACAAGAAGAGGUAAGAAGAGUGGUAGGAAACAAAAACAAAGUUGAAGAGCAAGACAUUAACCAUAUGGACUACUUGAAAUGUAUUGUCAAAGAGAGUCUACGGCUACAUCCGCCUUUACCUGUUUUGAUCGGUCGAGUUUCGUCUGCCAGUGCUAAGAUUGGUGGUUACGACAUCCCACCAAAUACUGGAGUUCUCCUCAAUGCUUGGGCAAUACAAAGAGACCCAAAAUUAUGGGAUAAACCAUUAGAGUUUUGUCCUGGGAGAUUUAAAAACAACCUUGUGGACUUUAAAGGUCAGGAUUUUCAACUGAUCCCAUUUGGGUCCGGAAGAAGAGGGUGUCCUGGAAUGGCAUUUGGCCUUGCAGUGGUGGAAUUUGUUUUAGCCAACCUCCUGCACAGGUUCGACUGGGAAUUGCCUGGCGGUGCUAAUGGCGAGGGACUAGACAUGACAGAUGGUCUGGGCAUCACUGUUAACAGGAAGACUCCUCUUCGUGUGGUUCCAAUAUUGGUACACUCAGUUACUUCUUGAUUAUCCACAUGUACAUGCAUAAAUCCAUACUUUUCUCUUGCAUUUUAUUGGCAAAACCAAGAACAGAUUAUACUUUUCA